Messenger RNA from Cannabis sativa, 546 nucleotides. RefSeq names its product putative cysteine-rich receptor-like protein kinase 20. The transcript is spliced from 2 exons. NCBI's taxonomy places the organism in Eukaryota, Viridiplantae, Streptophyta, Magnoliopsida, Rosales, Cannabaceae. Bases 1 to 546 code for a protein of 181 amino acids. The record is from RefSeq and is a predicted model, not a curated record.
AUGGCGAAAAUUUCGUUACUCAUCUCUCUUCUUCUGUGUAAUAUAUUCCUUCUAGUUGCUCAACAAACCACAGCCCAACAGCCAAGCUUCUUAUUCCAAUUUUGUCUAAACGACAAAGGUAACUACACCCUCAACAGUACCUACGAAGCAAACCUCAUUCACCUCCUCACAACACUUCCCACCUCCCAAAACGACAACGGUUACGGCUUUUACAAUGUCUCCUACGGCAAAGGCUCAGACCAAGUUUAUGCAGUUGGAUUAUGCCGUGGAGACGCCACACCCGAUAUCUGCCGAAGUUGCCUCAACGACUCCAUGCAUGUCCUCACAGAUAUCUGCCCGAACCAGAAGGAGGCAGUAGGAUGGUACGACAACUGCAUGUUGCGCUACUCCAAUAGGUCCAUGUUGGGCACUCCUGACACUACCUCAUUAUUCCGCAUGGCCAACCCCGAGAACGUGUCGUCUUCUAACGUGAAGCAGAAGUGUGGGGCAACGGAUUAUUUGAAGCACUUUGAUAAGCGAGGCAUUACAUUAGGGUUUUGUAGCUAA